Molecule: messenger RNA, 2514 nt
Organism: Guillardia theta CCMP2712
Lineage: Eukaryota; Cryptophyceae; Pyrenomonadales; Geminigeraceae
Gene: COPIB2
Product: coatomer subunit beta 2
Exons: 8
Coding region: 1-2514 (837 amino acids)
Biological process (GO): intracellular protein transport; endoplasmic reticulum to Golgi vesicle-mediated transport; retrograde vesicle-mediated transport, Golgi to endoplasmic reticulum
Cellular component (GO): COPI vesicle coat
Molecular function (GO): structural molecule activity; protein binding
Source: RefSeq, a predicted model, not a curated record
AUGCCCCUCCGCCUUAACAUCCGAAGGAAGCUGACCUCUCGCUCUGACCGAGUGAAGUCAGUCGACGUGCAUCCUGAUGAGCCAUGGAUGCUGUGCAGCUUGUACAAUGGGCACGUUCACUUGUGGAACUUCCAGACGCAGACUCUUCUCAAGACGUUCGAAGUGACGGAGCUGCCAGUAAGAUCGUCCAAGUUCAUCGCCAGGAAGCAGUGGAUCGUUUGCGGCUCCGACGACCUCAACGUGCGCGUGUUUAACUACAACACCAUGGAGAAGAUCAAGACUUUCGAAGCGCACUCUGACUACCUCCGCUGCGUUGCUGUCCACCCGCAGCUCCCGUACGUGGUUACUUGCUCAGAUGACAUGACGAUCAAGAUCUGGGACUGGGAGAAGAACUGGGAGUGCAAGCAGAUGUACGAGGGCCACUCGCACUAUGUCAUGCAGGUUGUGUUCAACCCCAAAGACCCCAACACCUUCGCGUCCGCAUCGCUCGACAGAACAAUCAAGGUCUGGGGGCUGAACUCUCCCAACCCUCACUUCACCCUUGAGGGCCAUGAGAAGGGAGUGAACUGCAUCGACUAUUUCUCCGGCGGUGACAAACCCUACCUUAUCAGCGGCGCCGACGACAAGACGGUGAAGGUGUGGGAUUACCAGGCAAGAACUUGCGUACAGACCUUGUCAGAUCACUCGCACAACGUGUCAUGUGUGGCAUUCCACCCUGACCUUCCUCUGAUCAUCACGGGAUCAGAAGACGGCGCUGUGCGUAUCUUCCACUCCAACACCUUCAACUUGGAGAACACUCUCAACUACGGCAUGGAGCGAGUGUGGUCUAUUGCAUGCAAGAAGGGGUCUAACAGAGUUGCGCUGGGAUACGAUGAUGGAUCGGUGAUGAUCAAGCUCGGAAAGGAGCAGCCAGUGGCCAGCAUGGACCAGGGAGGAAAGAUUAUUUGGGCGAAGCACAAUGAAAUCCAGAUGGUCAAUGUGAAAUCCGCUCAGGGUGAAAUUCAAGAUGGCGAGAGACUCCCUCUAGUUGUGAAGGAGCUUGGAAACUGUGAGAUCUAUCCACAGAAGUUGAAACAUGACCCGAAAGGUCGUGUUGCUGUUGUGUGCGGAGAUGGAGAGUAUAUCAUCUACACUGCGCUGGCCUGGCGUAACAAGAGUUUUGGAAACGCCAUGGACGUUGUCUGGGCUCACAAUGGCGACUAUGCAACUCGUGAAGGCCCUUCAAAAGUUAAACUUUACAGGGAUUUCAAGGAGCGUCAGACUUUGUCCAUCUCGUACACCGUGGACGCAAUCUACGGAGGAGCUAUGCUCGGGUGUCGGUCAGGACAGGAUUUCAUCUUCUUCUAUGACUGGGAGAGUGGGUCACCUGUCAGAAGGAUCGAUGUCAACGUGAGGAAUGUCUUCUGGAGCGAGUCUUCACAGCUCUGUGCCAUCGCCUCCGAUACCUCUAUGUUCGUCUUGAAGCAUGACAAGGAUGCUGUAGUGCAGUACCUCGAACAGGGUGGAGAUGACGAGGAUGGUUGUGAAGGAGCGUUUGAGCCUGUUUAUGAAGUCCAGGAGAGGAUAUCCACUGGAAAAUGGCUUGGAGACUGCUUUGUCUACACCAAUGGAAACGAUCGGCUGAAUUAUUGUGUGGGCGGUGAAGUUCAAACUUUGCACCAUCUGGAUCGAAGGAUGUACCUGCUCGGGUACAUGGCCAAGGAAAAUCGUCUGUACCUGAUUGACAAAGAAUUUAAUAUCGUCUCGUUUGAGCUCUUGCUUUCAGUUCUCGAGUAUAAGACAUGUAUCGUCCGAAGGGACUUCGAGACAGCGGCAUCCAUCCUUCCUUCCAUCCCCAGCGAUCACAGAAACAAGGUCGCAAGGUUCUUGGAGGCACAGGGAUUGAAGGAAGAAGCGCUCCAGAUUGCCACCGAUCCAGAUUACAGAUUCGAACUUGCUGUUGGGUUGGGCAAACUCGAAGAGUGCUAUGCCAUCGUCAAGGAAUCUGAAUCCGACACGAAAUGGAAACAGCUUGGUGACCUCGUCCUGGCCGCCGGAAACUUUGAACUGGCGAUCGAGUGUCUCAGCCGUGCAAAGGACCACUCAGCUCAACUGCUGCUGUACUCAUGUCAAGGAGACUACGAUGGGAUGCGCCAGCUGGCGAAGGACUCCGCGGAUGCUGGCAGGACCAACAUUGCAUUCCUCUGCAACUUUCUACUUGGGGACAAGAUGGAGUGCUUGAAUCUGUUGUGCGCAACGGGGAGGAUACCGGAAGCUGCCUUCUUUGCCCGCACCUACCUCCCCAGUCAGGUUACCAAGAUGGUGGACCUGUGGAAGGAGGACCUUAAGGGGAUUAAUGAGAAAGCAGCCGAGUCGCUCUCCGACCCUGUCAGCUACCCGAACCUCUUCCCGGACUUCGACCUCGGGCUGAUUGCCGAGCAUAACUUCAACCAAGAGCGUCGACCAGCUGCCCCCCGAGGCCUUCCCCCAGCCAUCCAAGGCGAGCAACCAGGAUACUGUCGAGUCAUCAGCUAA